GGAAAACACGUGCAUGCAUUCAUAACAAUGACAUGGGUGUGGAUCUAUGGCACUCAGUCGAGUGGUGUGAGCCUCUCAUCCCCCACUACCUGCUCACUGCUCUUGUCACUCGGGCGAACCCACAGAUGGCGACCCACCGCACAGCAGUGUUUGUCUCAAAAGGCGGCCAGCCGAGCAUUCGGUCGGCAGUCUGUCUGUACACUGACUAGCUAUUCACACUGGCAAGUAACAAUCUUUCCCUCCCCCCUCCUCAGUCCCUCCAUCCCUCCUCAUCGUCGAGCCCCAUGUCCUCCUCGUCAUCGCUGUCGUCCAGCGGCCACAUGUCCAUCGUGACUGUCAACUGGUGCUCGGCCGGCCGGACUGCCAGGUCCUCGAUCGACGAGCCCUGCUCAUCGAACCGCCGGUAGGUGAUCGGAAAGCGCACCUCCAUGCCGUACUCGGCCAUGUCCUCGCGCACACGGCUCUGGCGGAACAGCGGAUCGAGCUGGCGCUCGACUUCGCGAGCGUGGGUAGGGGUGGUGAAGAUGUCUGCCCGCUCGUUGAGCUUGAAGGUAGCGUGUUUGGGCCGCAGCUCGUGGACGAGGCGGAAGAGGUCCCGCAGCCGCUCGGGGACGCUCUCGGCCGUCGCGUUGUUGAUGUCCUCGAGGCUGCCCGUCAUGCUCAAGUCGAUGGGUCUGGUCUCGAUGGUGAGCUCUUGCACUCUAGGGUACUGGCGGGUGGUCUGGGGUGACGGGAAGGCGAUCGGGGCGGCCGCCUUGGUAUGGGGCUGGGUGAAAAACAGCGGCUCGCUAUAUGCCAUCUCCAGCUUCUGAUCGGCACACACACAAUGCGGGAUGGACUGAUAAGGCUCGAUAUCUUGAUGCAUGGCUUGGACGGCACCACCACAUGUACCUUGAGCGGCUUUGGUUUGAUGCCCUGCUGGAUGUAUGCGAGCGCCUCAGAGGCCACGACGCCGCUGACCGUAGACGUCCACGUCUUGUCCGCUUCAAACGACCGGAGGUACACGUGUGUGAGGGCGGGGAGGGACGAAAGGAGGCGCGACAGUCGGUUGGGCGUGGCGGGAGGGAUGAGGUACUCGGGGUCACACGUCGGAAUAUGAGGCUUGUAACCCUCGUCCACCAGGUAGAGCUCCGUCACGUUACUGAAUCGACACAUCCACACACAUCCACAGCGAGAUUACGCGAAGCGUCUUUGUUGCGCUCUCUCUCUCUCUCUCUCUGUGUGUGUGUGUCUGUCUCUCUGUCUCUCACCAGAGUGAUUUGAGCGUGCCCACCUCGGUCAGCCACUGUGGGAUGCCGUUGAAGGACUCGGCAUCGACAUCGUGGGUGCAAAUGGCGAGCUCGACCUCCAGGCGCCUGGCGUUGUUCAGCCGGAUGCCGCUGAAGUGCGGGCUGGUGGGGGUGCCAGAUCGGCCAUCAUUAUCCAUCAGUGACACGGUAUCGCUCCCUCCCGCGUGCCGUUUGACGGUCUCCACCCAUGUGAGGGUCUCGGCAGUCGGCGGGCCCUCUGUGCUCUCACCGCCGCACUCGAUCCAUGUCACACCUCCUUGCCGUACCACUCCCCAUCCCAUCUGCUCAGCCGCCUGAAUCAUCCCCACCGAGCCUUCAUCACUCCAGUCGGGUGGAUCGGCCGGGUCACGGACGAUGUCAAGGGGGCAGUGGAUCUUCACCUGGCGCUUGGUGGCGGCCCCCGACGGAGAGGGAGAGGGAGAGCGGGAGUUCGCCGCACCGCCGCUGCUGGGCGUCAGCUGCCGCAGCAGCGUCACCAGCUUGCUGGUCUCCGUGUCGCUGCCACACAGCUUGAGGUGGCCGACGUGGCGCAGAUUCUUGAGCGAUGAGAGGGCAGCGGUGGUGAGGGGUACGACGGAUUCAGCCGCCCCUCUGUAGGAGCACAGCAGUGGGAAGAUGUCCAGGUGGCUGAGGGCGGGGGACGAGCCGAAGAUGAACGCCAAACUGCGAUCGAAUGCAAUGCGCAUGGAUGCCCACUUGCCGCCCAUCUUGUCCGUGAUACGGUUUGUCUCGUCCGCGGAGAGCACCUGGCCGGUGAGGCGGUCGAGCGCUGGGCAGACGAGUUUCUGCUGCUGGAAGAGAUGGAAUCCGUCGAGGCUGUCCACCUCAACCGACCGGACCGGCGGAAACACCGCAUUGGGCCCCUUGACCUGCGCCACCGGCUGGCCACUUGCCGUGUCCUCAGACCCUUCGCCCUCAUCCGCAUCACGAUCCUCAUCACCGUGUUCAUCUCGCUGCUGCUUGGCUUGUGUCGUCUGGAUGGCCUUGAGCGUGUCGGUGUGGUUGACCAGCUGCAGGGAGACGAAGGCGAACAGCCGCGCCCGGCCGAUCUCCUCGACCUCCUCCUCUCUGGGCAGCAGGAUGAUGGCGUGCUGCUGCUGCUCGAACGUCACCAGGCUGCCGCGUGGUCCCCUGCAGCUGAGGCCGUGGUUGGGGCGGUGCCAGUUGAUGACCCGGAUCAGCGAGUAGAUGGCCCAGUAGAAGGCCCGACAGACACAGCUCAUCGCCAGGCGCUCCUUGACGGACUGAUACGAUGACACGUUGAGCCAGAUGAGCCCAUCCAGAAGGCUCGUGAGGCUCUUCGACGCGGCGCGGUUGGAUGAGUCAUCGCUCUGGGCCGGAGCGGCUGUGCGAGGUGCUUUGGCUGGCGGGCCGUCCAUCGCCCAGCAGACACACACCAGAGAUCAGCUACGCUCAG
Messenger RNA from Vitrella brassicaformis, 2706 nucleotides. The record is from the annotation of a GenBank genome assembly. Lineage: Eukaryota; Vitrellaceae.